This is a messenger RNA of Spodoptera exigua (beet armyworm), 1782 nucleotides long. The record is from the annotation of a GenBank genome assembly. Lineage: Eukaryota; Metazoa; Arthropoda; Insecta; Lepidoptera; Noctuidae.
AUGGAAGAACUAAACGAUGUACAGGCUUUAGAAAAAAUAUCAAGCGAAGUUGACGAAUCUCAAAUAAAAGUUAUUCUUUCGAGUCAAUGCAUUAAAGCUCAAGCAUUUUUACUCGAUAAGUUGAAGAAACAGGCUGAACGCCACAAGGAGACCUGCGGCUUUAUCAGCAGCGCCAAUUUGAAACUAGAGGCCGAAAUCAAACAGGCAGAGUUGGAAAUAAACAGUAUGCAAAUAGCCCAAGAGACUAUUAAAUCUGGCAAUGUUGAAUUGAGGAAAGAAUUGCUUGUAACUAAAGUACGCAAGACAGACAUAAUUGAACGCGUAGAAGAGGGUAAAAAGAAGUACGAAAAUCUAUGGCAAGAAUGUAAAGCUAGGUACGAGAGCAUUCCAUUCGUUCAAAAGCUACUUGGUUCCGAGGAAAAGGUUCGGGCUCUUAAUAACGAUAUUGAAACUCUUGACAAAGAAACCAUAACACUUUUUGAGUCGAUGAAAAUUCAACGCCAAAAUUGUAUAACUUUGGACAAAAAACGUUGCAUUGAAUUAGCUAACUUUGUGAUCAAUGAAAUACCGAAUGUGAGAACUAUUAUCAACGAAAAAACUAAAAAUAUUAAUGAAAUAACAAAACAAAUUGAAAACAUUAGAAAGAAAAUGACUGCGAUAACAACAACAGUCGUGGAGCCAGGAAUUGAGGAUAAAAUUGAAAUUCAAACUAAAGAUUCAAUCAAAAAUGAAAACUUGGAUAAAAACGAUGAUGAUGCAUUGAUACCAAAAUUAGAACUGGCUAACUUAGACCUUGAUAUUAUGAAUAUUAACGUUGAACGGGCUAAAAUGAUGGACAUAGAAAUAUCCAAAAACAUACCAACAGGAACGGAUGCUACAGAUAUUUUGGGCAUUAAUGAUAUUAAACCAUACAAUGAUGACAGUAAAGCUUUUGAAUAUGUUAUUUCACCGUAUUUUAAUUCGUAUAAAGAUAAGGAAGCGCACAACUUCUCCAAGAGAAAGUUGAUUAAUAUCCUAGAAGAUGUUCACAUAAAUAACGAAGAAGUGUACAACAUUGUUAAAAAGGUUAAUCUAAAACAUCUUCGGACUAUUAAUGAGAUUCCUUUGGGUGAAAAUAAAAACGUUAGAGAAGAACAAACAGUUUCAAAGGAUAGGUCUACGCCGAUUGAGAGCGACAAUAUCGAAGAAGUGGAUAUUACACGUCCUAGUGCAGACGACAUUUUAAUACCACCAACACAAUUCUUGGAUAUCACAUUGACGGAUGGUCUACAAAAGAAGAGAGUAUCGUUUGAUAUUCCUUCAUCGGUUAAAAUAAAUGAAAUAAUAGAAGAUGUUGGUAAAAUAAUUAGUAAUGAGGAAAAUGACGUAAAAGAUCAAACUAUUAGUAGUCAAUUGGAUAAAGAUGAUGAGACAAUUGUUAAAUCAAAGUUUUUCCAAAAUGAAAACCUUGGGGCUAAUGAAGUUUCGGACGUAACAAUGGAUGUAGAUGAAGAAGCAGUUGCUUUGAAAAAUGAUUUACUACCCGCCGAAAAUUUAAAAAGUACGGAGGAAGUUAAUGUGAAAGAACAUAAUAUAGCAAUGGAUGUUGAUAACGUUGUAGUUUCCAGUCCGAAGGAGGAUAAGAAAAAUGAAAAACCACCUGUAUCUGAUAAAGCUGUGACUGGAUUGUUGUUUACUCAUGGAACACAAGCAAUACCUGAUUCACUGAACGCAUCUAUGAGCACAACUGGAUUUGAAGACUCAGACUUCCCACAUUGCAUUGGUAGGCUGAAAAUUAUUUGA